AGCCGAGGGCGCAGUUUUAAGCGAGGGAUAGGUGUGUGUCGGGGUGUACUUUGCGGGGCAAACCUCUCCAAAUCGCGGGUCCGGGGCCGCGCAGCUGGCUCUGGGCUCGGUGGCCGGACCCGGCCCGGCCCUGCGUGGGGCGUGUCGGCGGGCGGUGCUGCCCGGCCCCGCGGAUCGCGGAUUGGGCGUGGGGAGAGAGCGGGGGCUGCUCGCUGCCAGAGAAAGUUUUGGGGAGGGGUGGAUAUUUUUUUUCUUCCCCCAGUGCGAGGAAAGGGGGUUUGGUUUGGGUUUGUUUUGUUUGCGCCGCUCCGCUCCUCGCCCGCUCGCUUUCUUCGUCCGGCCGUGGGUUCUGGGGACUUUUUUUUAAUUUUCGGGGCUUUUUUUUUCUUUUCUUUUCUUUUUUUUCCCCGUCAUUUUUUGGUGAUUGGCUCUCCCUCCUUACCCCUCCGGGAAGUGCUAGACCAGCCGCCUUUCGCCCCGCCAUCCCUCCCCAUGCGCCCGGAGCCGCAGGAAGCUCCGCGGAGCGCACCAGGGAGCUGAGCUGAGGAGCGGCGCGUCCCCUCCUCGGGCAGGAUGUACACGGCCGGGCUGGCUCCUUUCUACGCCUCCAACUUCAGCUUGUGGUCAGCGGCGUAUUGCUCUGCAUCGGGGCCGGCGGCCGGCGGCUGCUUCCCGCUGGACGCCGCGGCGGCGAAGAAGCCGUCCUUCUGCAUCGCCGACAUCCUCCACGCCGGCGGCGAGGCGGCUGCAGGAACCGCCGACAGCCUGCCCGGAGGGCCCGGCACCGGGAUGCCGGCCUCGCUGGGAGCCGUGCACCACGGCGGUCCCUUCCACGCCGCGGCCUCUCCGCUCCGGCCCACGCCCGUCGUGGCCCCCGACGCCCCCGCCGCCGCCUUCCCGCCGCGCCUCUCGCCGCUCUCCGCCGCCUACCACUCCCACCACCACCGUGCCCCGCAGCACCGCUCCCCCGCGGUGGCGGCGGCGGGCGGCGGAGGCGCCCCGGCCCCCGCCCGGCUGCCCGGCGGCCACACGCACGGCUCGGCGCCGGCGCCCGCCAGCAAGGACCUGAAAUUCGGCAUCGAUCGCAUUUUGUCGACGGAGUUUGACCCCAAAGUCAAGGAAGGCAACACGCUGAGAGAUCUGACCUCCUUAUUAACUACGAGCCGCCAAACUGGGGUUCAUCUCCCCAACUUGCAGCCUUCCACCGGCCAGUUCUUCGCGUCUCUAGACCCCAUUAACGAGGCCUCUGCCAUCCUGGGUCCCUUAAACACAAACCCAAGGAGCUCAGUGCAGCACCAGUUUCAAGACACUUUUCCAGGUCCGUACGCAGUUCUAACCAAGGACACACUGCCCCAGACGUACAAGAGGAAACGUUCCUGGUCCAGGGCUGUUUUUUCCAACCUGCAGAGGAAAGGUUUAGAAAAACGGUUCGAAAUCCAGAAGUAUGUCACCAAACCGGACAGGAAGCAACUUGCGGCGAUGCUGGGGCUGACAGAUGCUCAAGUGAAGGUGUGGUUCCAGAACCGGCGGAUGAAGUGGCGGCACUCCAAGGAAGCGCAGGCCCAGAAGGACAAGGAGCCGCCGCCGGAGCCGGAGCCCGCGGCUCAGCGAGCCGGCGCACCGCCCGCCGCCCCCGGGGAGCCCCAGCGCAGCCCCAGCGGCUCCGACGGCGACAGCGACAGCAGCGACGCUGAAUCCCUCGACAUGGCCCCCAGCGACACGGAACGGACUGAGGGCGCCGAGCGGAGCCUGCCCGCUGCCGGGAUGGACAAAUCCUCCGGCAGCACCGGCUUGCCCUCCCCGCCGCCGCCCGCCGCCGCCAGCCCCGAGCCGCGGAGCGGCCUAUAGUCGGGGCGGCCCGGGACCUGUGCGCUAAUUUAUCUCCCUUCCCCCGCCCCGGGAGCGCGGCAAGGCCGGCCCAGCACCGGCCCCGGCCCGCUCCCGCCUGUGGCCAGAGCCCGGCCCGGGGCGAGGGCCCGAGAACGCAGGCGGAGCGGGGAGACCCGGCUCCGGGGCGGCAGAGCGUGAGGCGGCCGCCUUUCCCUCAGAGCUGCUCGCAGGAGACCGGGGGAUCUCUUUUUUUUUUUCUUUUUCCUUUUUAAUUUUAUUUUUUUUUAAUUUUAAUUCUCCGUUUCCCACCCCUCGUUCUCUCCAAGGAAAAUCCGAGCAAGGGACUGCGAGGAUGCUCUCCGAAAUCCCCACCUUUCCCUGCCCUCCCCCAAACCAAUUUACAAUGUGAAGUAUUUUGCCAACGUCCUCAUUGGUUGCAACUUGUUGCUUCGAAUAAUCCGGCCAAGAAAUACUGCACUGACAAAAUAUAUAAAUAUAUAUAUAUAUAUAUAUAUAUAUAACUCCUGUAAAUAAAAUGUUUGCUAUGGUUUGUAGCCACGUCAGUCUGUUGACCAGCGGCAAGGGCUGGCGUGGCUGCCCCAGCUUCCUUCACCCCGCUCGAAGGCAGCAGCUGCCUCUCCUCGCCUCGGAGCCUCCACAGGCAGCCUUCUCUUUUAAUUUUUUUUAUUGUUAUUCUUUUAUAUAUUUUCCCCCCCAAGGAAUG
Messenger RNA from Cinclus cinclus, 2554 nucleotides. RefSeq names its product H2.0 like homeobox (gene HLX). The transcript has 4 exons. Bases 574 to 1848 code for a protein of 424 amino acids. The record is from RefSeq and is a predicted model, not a curated record. Lineage: Eukaryota; Metazoa; Chordata; Aves; Passeriformes; Cinclidae. Gene Ontology annotation, biological process: regulation of DNA-templated transcription. Gene Ontology annotation, molecular function: sequence-specific DNA binding; DNA-binding transcription factor activity, RNA polymerase II-specific.